Messenger RNA from Clunio marinus, 330 nucleotides. The record is from the annotation of a GenBank genome assembly. NCBI's taxonomy places the organism in Eukaryota, Metazoa, Arthropoda, Insecta, Diptera, Chironomidae.
AUGUUAAAAUCCCUGUUUAAAUCGACAGCAAUCAUAAAUCAUAAAUCAAACAAAACUCUCUUAAAUAAUAAGCAAUUUUUGAGAUAUCACGUAGUUCGUUCAGGAAAAUUCCCCAAGCGACCUUCACAAUAUUUCGCCGCCUUUUCUUCCUCAUUGUCUGUUCAAACAAAUUCACAAUUGGUAUGCAUAAGGAUUACUGGUCAACCUUUGUCUAGAGAUAAAUCAAAGCAUUAUUCAUGUUUCCCGUCUCGUAUCGUCCGUUACCAUGCUAUGCCGCACGCAUCAUUGCUUUUAAAAGAAAAAGAAGCUAUGAAGGCGACACAACCAUAA